Heterostelium album PN500 is the source of this 2178-nucleotide messenger RNA. RefSeq lists its product as uncharacterized. The record is from RefSeq and is a predicted model, not a curated record. The transcript has 11 exons. Bases 1 to 2178 code for a protein of 725 amino acids. NCBI's taxonomy places the organism in Eukaryota, Evosea, Eumycetozoa, Acytosteliales, Acytosteliaceae.
AUGAUGCAAAACUGUAUGUUUAAGUUUAAGGUAAAUCGAUCAGAGUCAAAGGAAACUCCCAAAGAAACUUAUAGAAACAAAUGUAGAGCAGUGGUACGCGAUGAGGAAAUUGAAGUAAUUAUAGAUGAAAGUCAAGUUUCCGUUAAAAAUCACUUAGAUAUAUUGUCUAAAGUGAUUGAGAAUGAAAAUAAUAGGAGUAGUAGUAGUAGUAGUAGCAAAAGUAGUAAUAGUGCAAGUAAUAGUAAUAACAAGAGUAAGAGUAAUAGUAGUUUACUUUCAAUAAUAAAUUCAUACCAUAGAGAUAUUGUUGCAUUCAGGUGUGAGUUUUGCGCAUAUUCUUAUGAUGAAUUGACCAAACUCAAGAGGCACAUGAAAGAAAAGCAUCAAACCAACAAGUCACGUUACGAUCAACAACAACAACAACAACAAGAGAAUGCAGAUCCAAAUUUGAAGCAGUGUUGUCAUAUUGGAUACGAAAUCUUAUGUGAGGGCUGCAAACGACAAAUGGAUAAUAAAAUCAAAAGGGCGAGAAACCCACUUAGACCGAUCGAUCUAGAUAAAGCUGUAUUCAAUACAAAGAAGAAGGUCAAGAUAGUCUCCAAGUACAUUGUACAAUGUAGUUCAUUGGAGUUAUACCACGAGCUAGCCUCAGAACAACGAAUCGUUGAUACAUCUCUUGUACUAAAGUAUGCAAUGUUUAAUAUUAGAUUGAUUCUAUCAAUCUUAGCGUUGGUAGUAGUACUAUCGAGUGCAAGAAACCCCGCAAGUACAACAACUUGUUCAUUAUCAAGCAGUUUAACACAAUGUCAAAACGGUGCUUGUCCAUCGAUUGUCGAUUGUAUCCAAGAGUAUGCGAAAUAUUAUGCCAAUAUCGUCAUUACUGUCCCAGAUGGUGAUUACUAUUGCAAUCAAACUGAAACUCAUACACUUAAUUUCAAUUUACAUAUCGAUAUUCAGCCAGAAGGUCAAUCAUCAACUCCAACAUUUUUCUGUCCAGGUCGAACAUCAUUCUUGAGAUUGCAAACUUCAUUCGUUUUCACAAUUAAUAUUUCAAAUAUUGUCAUUGAAGCCACUGAAACCGCUGAGAAUCGUGGAAGUUUAAUUUAUAUUCAAACGACAUCCUAUUCAUACCCAAAUAACAACCUAUUAACUUUGAACAAUGUUCUGAUCAACAAUGCUCAUUCAAUUCCAAAAUAUGGAGCAUAUGAAGCCGGUUCAAUCACCCUUAAUUCUAUCAAUUUAGUAAUGAACGGUUGUACCAUUACCAACUCCAAAUCAACUGGAUAUUACUCUUCCGCUUCCGUAAUGAAAAUCUAUUCCACCAGUCUAUCAAUUAAUAACUCAACCAUUACCUAUUCAAAUAGUUCUACUGGUAAUUAUGGUAUCAGUUUUAGUGGAACCAAUUUCAAUAUCUACAACUCUCUCUUUGAUGGAAACAUAGCUGAAUCAAAUUUCAUCUAUGCAUCUGCUAGUGGUGGCUCAGUUAUUGUCCAAUCAAGCAAAUUCACAAACAACAUUGCUAAAUAUGGAAGUUGUUUUAAUGUUAAUUCUUAUUCUAUUAACUUUGAUUCCAAUGUUUUUGAUAACAAUAUCGGUCAAUAUGGAUCUGCUAUUUAUUCUACUUCAAACUCUUACUCAUACUACAGCUAUUUUUUCACCAACAAUAACUUUACAAACAACGUUGCCUCAGAUACUGGCACAUUGUAUCUUUCAACUCAAGGAUAUCAUUACCUAACUGGAUCGAUUUUCCAAAACAAUGUUGCAUAUGGUGCAGCUGAUAUCUAUUUCUACAAACAAAGACUCACUUUAGUUGGUGGUACCUUUAUCAAUUCAACAUCUUCAAACCCAUAUUCAUAUUCGCAAUACCCAGGAUUCCCAAAAUAUGUCUUGGAUAUGGCCAACUAUUAUGAUUAUAAUGGUUAUGAAUGUGAUUCCAGCUACCAAACUAUCGAACAAAAUAGUGGAUCAACAACUUGCAUGUCAAUCGACUAUUAUCCAGCUCCAAACUACAGCAGUGAUGACAAUCAUAAUGAUCGUCACCAUACAACUGCAUUCAUUAUUACUGCCUCACUUUGUACUCACCACACAGCUGCAUUCAUUAUUACCGCUACAGUAAUUGGUGUAGUUUCUAUUGUAUCAUUUAUUGUUGCAUUCGCCACUGCAAUCAGAAAGUAUUAA